Molecule: messenger RNA, 795 nt
Organism: Miscanthus lutarioriparius
Lineage: Eukaryota; Viridiplantae; Streptophyta; Magnoliopsida; Poales; Poaceae
Source: the annotation of a GenBank genome assembly
AUGAAUACUGAUAUGGGAGGCUUAGGUGGCAGGCCGACAAAUCCACAAGCAAAUCCUUUUGGAACUGCCUUGCAUGGUGCUGGACCAGGACUGAUCCGUACUGGGCUAGAAGCAUAUGGGGGGAGGUUUUUAGAUUCAAGUUCUGAGUUUAUGCAGAGCAAUAUAACACAAUAUUUGUCUGACCCUCAGUACUACUUUCAAGUCAACAGCCAGUAUGUGAGGAACAAACUGAAGGUCAUCUUGUUCCCUUUCUUGCACAGGGGUCACUGGACAAGAAUAACUGAACCAGUAGGAGGAAGGCUGUCCUACAAACCUCCAGUCCAGGAUAUCAAUGCACCGGACUUGUACAUCCCUUUGAUGGCAUUUGGCACCUACAUUGUAGUUGCUGGGUAUGCCUUGGGUGUUCUUGGAAGGUUUACCCCUGAGGCACUGACCCUACAGUUUUCUAAAGGGAUACUUGGCUGGUUUCUGCAAGUCAUCCUCAUCAAAGGUCUGCUGUACUCCCUGGGCAGCGGUGAAGCUCCAUUGCUGGACAUUGUGGCAUAUGCUGGAUAUGGUUUCGCUGGCACUUCCCUUGCAAUGCUGGCCCGCAUCUUCUGGAACUAUCUGUAUUACUUCAUCAUGCCAUGGUUCUGCAUCUGCACGGGAGUCUUCCUUGUGAAGACCAUGAAGAGGGUACUUCUGGGCGGACCAAGGAGCUAUGAGAGACACCCCAGCCGGAACCACUACUUCCUGCUCUUCUUGGCGGUUGUGCAAUUCCCUAUGCUGUUCUGGCUCGGCAACAUCAGUGGCUGA